AUGGCUGAAGUCCCAAAGCCCUGGCCACCACGAUGUCCACAACCUUUGGAGGCCGUGCAGGAGCUGUUGAUCGACUAUUUGUCAUCCGGUCAAGGUUACGACGACGAAAGUGUCGCCGCGGCGGUGUCCGAGGGGAAUGAGUUCUUUCAACGAAAGGACUUUAGUCGUGCAUGUGCUUCCUUCGGCAUUGCCUACGAGAUUGGUCGGCAUCACUACGUCUACCGGCCCUUGCUACAUGAUCUACUUCUUCGUCGCAUUUUGUGCCACUCGCUGCUGGGGCACUUCGAUGCUGCCCUGCAGGAGAUUGAAAAGGCCUUUUGGCUCAUCCCGCACCAGGCCACUGCACAUGUGAUCGCUGGCGUGGUCUACUCGAAGCUGGGUAUGGUGACAGAAGCCAACGCGGCAUUCCAGCAGGCCGUGGCCAUCCAGCGAGACUUGAAGGAUUUCGUGGACUCUAUGGUGGCCUUCUUUUGGCUUCAACAUUCGCAUGCAGAUCGCGCCAUCCGAAUCUGCAGCCAGGUUCUUCAACGGAGCCCAAAGUGCCCGUUUGCCUUGCUGAUACGUGGAGAUGCCUACAAGUUUGGCCUUGCAAACACGCAAGCCAGCCGUCGCAACGCAGCAGCCGACUAUGCGGAUUUGCUGGAGCUGGACCUGGGCUAUCAGGUGCUCAUUGGAAGGCAGGUGGCAAAUCCAAGUCGCCACACCCAUGCGGAUGAGUUGUUAUUGAGUUUUCAUCCCACGCUGCAGAUGCAGGCGCCCAAAGCCUACCAUCAAUACGCCCUCUGCAGGCGGAAGGAUCCCUUCCUGGUGGCCACUUUGGUAGUUCUGGCAGUCUGUAAACUUCGUCUCCUGCUGAGUUCAGGACAGGUGGUCCGAAAGGUGCAAGAGGCUUACGAAGAGCUGUUGGAACAACGUGCGGAGCUUCAACGCAAGGUGCAUUUUCUCUUGCAGUCGCAACGUCAAAGCAUCGCCUCUCCGUUAGCCAACCAGGUAUACGGACCGAUUGAUCCAGAAAACCCCCACUGCCGCCGCUACAGGCGAUAUUGGAUGGAGCAGCCACCAAGAACCAAGCCACAGGAACCGGUGAAAGAUGCCGGGCCUCCCCCUCCUCCUUCCCUGCGGCGCCAGCAAGCGCUGCUUCUGGCACAGCAGGAUGCAGAGGCGGAGUAUCCCAGACCUCAGCAGCAGCGGCCGCAAGUGGGGCUCAGAGUUGACAGAAGGCCAGCAGACUUCAUCGAACAGCCUCAGGUUCAACAAGCGCCUCAACCAGCACCAGCCGUAGCUGUGCGUGUGCAAAGACCCGUGGACGAGACGAGGGAAAGCCAGUUCCGGCGCGGCGAGGGUGCCGGUCCAAGUGUCUUCUUCGCAGAAGGACCUGGGCCGGAGCAGCCGGCUGCGGCUGCGAUGGCAGAUCACGGUCCAUGGCAGGUGCAAGGCAAGGCUCCAAAGGCUUCCGGCUGGACUCAGUCAGAGAAGGUUGAACCACUGGCGGACCCCUUUGAAUCCACGGAGAUCUCCAUGCGCGGCAGCCUGUCGUGA
Molecule: messenger RNA, 1539 nt
Organism: Cladocopium goreaui
Lineage: Eukaryota; Dinophyceae; Suessiales; Symbiodiniaceae
Source: the annotation of a GenBank genome assembly